AUGCGGGAGACCAUCCUCCUGGGCUUCCUGGGCUUGGUCCAGGGGAGGGACUUGCUCCAGGAGCCGGAGAGGUCGAGCUGCUGGAAGGAGGGCCGCGCGCGGUCCCACUGCUGCUACGGCGCCGGCGCUGGCGCGGGGGGUUGCUUUCUGUCCACUGAGGAGCAGGAGGUUUGCUGCGCUUACCGAAGCCUCAACUACGGGCACCUGGGCUUCCCGGGGCUCGAAGGCCUUCCGAAGCACCUUGCUGCACAACUCCGUGGUCUGCUUCGCCGCCGCGUAAGCCGUGGCAGGGCUGCUGCCAUGACGGCCGCGUUGCUCAGAGGAGCCCGGGAUGAGUUGGAGUCUCUAAGGAAUACCAGCCGGCUAAACGGUUUUGGCGGCCGGCUUGCAGAGCUGCCAGACAUGAGCGCGGCGUAUCGAGCUUUCAUGGUGUACUUUGUGGUCUUCCAUGGGCUGCGAAAGAGGCUGAGUUCCGCUAUUCUAUUUGCCCUCGUGAACCGGGAGACGCACCUUUGGUCAGGUUUUCGGGGGGUUUACACGGCGGCCUGGGGUCACAGAGACUUCUGCCGUUGUGUGGAGGCUGGCGAGUUCUUUGCCCGAGCCAAUUCGCAGUUUCUGGAACUCGGCAUAGGUCAGUCCCACUUUCUGCAGGCCUUUCUGAAUGGCACCUCCUGGCAACAUAAUGCUCUCAGUCUACAAGGCUGUGAAAGGAACGAUGACGACAUGGUGCAUCCGAGAGCAAUCCAGCUGAUGGCUGCCUCCUCGCAGUGUGUACCUGGCAAUCUUGCAACCCUUAUCAUCUUGCUUCACUCCUGCAUACUGGAGCAAGACAUGCGCAAAGCGUUUAUGCUGAGCGCGGGAAUCUUCCAGCUCGCGACCUUCGCUGGGGAUUGUGUUGACGCAGCCUACUGGGGAUUCACUGCGCGUGAUGCCAUCCUCCACUAUGCCAGGCUGGUUUGGGAGGUUGGAGCGGGCCGGCCCAGGACGGUUGUGCUCCACCAUACCCUACUGAAGCACAUGGCCUGGAGGAAGGCGUCACUGAAUCGGGCUCCCCGGCUCCCGAACCCAGAGCCACACUCAUGGAAUCAGUGUGGCCCACAUGAACUUGGAGCUUCCACCAUCGGCGGUGCCAUCGUAAGACCAUUGGGUCGCAGCUUCCAGCAUGGACCGUAUGGGCCUCUCUGCACCGAGCUGGGGCGAUUCUGGCUGCAGGCCGAGAUCUUGAAGGACCCUGAGGCGGUUCAGAACCUUCAGACUCAGCGCGUCUUGGCGAUUCUUCCCAUCACGAUGGCGUGGGAGGCAAAUCCCUGGCACCAUCUGCAUUGGUGGCUUCCCGCCUUGUGGUUUUACAAGCUCACGAAGCGGAUCGAUGCUUCGCAGCUGGAGGUGGCCUUGGUCUUUCCCCACGAGGACAUCGACUGGGCCAAAUCCACAGCCAAGGGCCGCAUCUUGGAUGCCAACUUCCGUGGCCACACGGAGCCCGAUCAGUGGUCCCUCUUGGAGACGAAGUGGCCGAAGCUCGCAAAGAAUGUAAGGCACUUUGCUGCUGGGGGCCUCCAUACGGGAGUCCUCAGGUGGCUCUCAUCGCAGCCAGCGCGUCCUCUGCAAGAGUUCCACGGUGAGAGCUACAGCAACGUCGUCCUGGGUCUCCCUUCGAUGCGAUUCUUCCUGCAAACUCCCCAGCUGACCUGCCACCAGAUCUCCGCGGUGAAGCGAUGGGUGCAGUCUUCCUGGUCCUCAGACUCGGGUGCAACUGAGCAGCCAGGCUUGCAGCUGGCCCUGCUGCAAAGGCCUGCUGCGGACGGCAGACAAAUUGAGAACUUUGAUGAGGUACUGCAGUUCGUCCGAAGCAACUUCGCAGAGCUGAAGGUCAAGGUCAUCAACAAUCUUGUGCACGGUGUCCCGUGGGUGGAGCAGUUUCGCAUGUUCACGGGAGUAGAUAUCCUCGUGGCAGCACACGGCGCCGGAAUGGCAUGGCUUUGGGCCAUGCGCGCUGGUGGUGCGGUCAUCGAGCUCAGGAGCCGGAGCUCGCCGGUGUGGCUGCGCUGCUCCGAGGUCUGGAAUGCCGACGGCAGCCAAAUUUUUGGUGGAUUGGCUCGACUGGUUGCUGUUCAUCACAUCUGCGCUCGGCCUCACGACCUUGAAGGAACCGUCACGCAGGCACGAUUGUCCACGAUCGGCGACAUGACAGAGGAGGAUGCAUACAACCACGGCGACAAUGCCGGUUCUGGUAUUUUUGCCGAAGCUGGCGAUGCUUCUGCAAUCGGUUUCUCAGCUGCUUUGGCGAUGGAGCACUCCGAAGCUCCGGACGCCAAGAGGGGAGGAGACCCCGGCUGGGUGACCAAAGGAAAGGCGGAUCCCAGAUUGGAAGCAGUGGCCUUGACCACGCCCCGAGGAGCGGCGCUGAUGCUGGACAUUUCUUGCCUUGAAAACAGUUCCGGCAAACUAGCAUGGGUAGCUUUUGCCCAUCUGAGCCUAAGGUUUGCCUCGGCUUACAACAAUACCACACAGCUGAUCAUUCUCAACGCCUCUGCUGGAACUGUACCUGGUUCAGUGCGCGCCGCACCGCAUGGCCACGCCCACGGUCUUAUCAUCCUGGGCUUCCACAAAUGGCAGACUCCAGAGGGCACAGAGGGCACAGAGGGCAUGACCGAGGACUGGCGCUGGUCCGACAACGGCCUGCAAUACUGCGCUACGGAUAGCUGUGAGUACAAGGGCAACCUUGGAUCGGGCUCCUUCUGGUGCCCUUUGCCACCGGGAGACGACACUGCUGAGCUCCUGAAAUGCGAGUGCGAGCAGUGCCCGUGCCCUGCGGGAAUGGGCGGUUUUCAAUGCGUGAAUUGCGCAACCGACGAAGGUUGUGGAGAGGAUGGCCGGUGUUUGAGGUCCAUGGUGCUGGACAAUUUCCAUGACAAGCAGUUCUCAUGCAGCUUCUCCGAAGAGUUCGAGCGCUCUUCACUAUAUCGCUUGUUCUGGUCUGGUGGCUGGGCCAGCCCGCAGUUCUUUGCGCAGUAUUUCCCUUCGGAGGGCAUCGCGCGCUUGGACAUCAUCAACACCAUGUGCAGCCACCGCCAGCCCAUCCUCAUGCAGUGCGGGUGCACAGAGUGCCGCUCCCUGUACGACGAGAUUGAUGGGCUUACCGGUGAGCAGAGCGGGGCCUGCACUGACAAGAAUGUGCCCAGCCCCUGUGCACGCUGCGAGUUCUGCGAGUGUACGUAUCCGGACGAUUCUUGGUUAUCCUCCAUUACAAGGAUCCUCGUGGAUGGCAUCCGCAACGGUGUGGUGAUGGGUUGUGAGGAUGGGUUGAAUGCCACGGGGAUGUGUCGUACCACUCUGGAUGACCUGCCAACACCAUUUUCCUUUGACUGCCAGACGGGCAUGUGUGUCCCAGACAACUCUACAGAUGAGGUUGUCCUUGCCCGAACAUCGAUUGACCUCUUCGGGCAAUGGACAACAGUGGCCAUACUGGCCCUAGCCCUCCUCGUGGUGCUUUCAUUGUUCGUUCUGAUCUGUGUGGUCCUGGACUGCCUGCGGACGAAGAGGUUGGCGAACGGGGCCUUGCUGGACAUGCCGGGCGCACCUUUGCCUGCCAUCGCUGCAGCACAGGCAGCCCUCGGAGGCUUCGGCAGCACACCGCCAGGUGCGACGCUUGUGUUCAGCUGGCAGGGCGUGAACUGCGCCCGCAAGGACAAGCAGGUCCUGAAGGAUGUGUCUGGCUCAGUGGAGUCCCUCUCCUCGGGCCGGGGUGCGCUGGUAGCCCUUCUGGGGCCUUCCGGAAGUGGGAAGACAACACUCCUCGAGGCGCUGGCUGGUAGGAUGCAGCCAGGGGACACUGCACAGGUCCGCAUCAAUGGCAAGGAGAUGUCGGCAAGAAGCCGACGCCGCCAUGUCUCCUUCGUCUACCAGGAUGAGAUCCUCGGGGCCACGCUCACCGUUCGAGAGGCCCUGGAGUUCUCUGCGGCGCUGCGGUUGCGGUCGCUUAGUGCUGCGAAAAGAGCUGGGCGAGUCUCUUGGGCCCUGAAAAUGCUCAAGCUGGAGGAAGUGGCCAACUCCCGGAUCGGGGACAGCCACAGACGAGGCAUCUCCGGAGGAGAACGCCGGCGUGUGGCUAUAGGUGUGGAGUUGGUAGUAUCGCCUCCGAUCAUGGUGCUGGAUGAGCCCACAACUGGACUUGACGCCAGCUGCGCCUUGAUGCUUGGGCGGGUCAUGGCCCAACUCGCCGAGGGAGGGCGUCUGCUCAUCUGCAGCAUGCAUCAGCCGCGGGCAGAGCUCCUCCAACUCUUCAAUGCUAGGCUCGACUUGGGGCAGUACGGAGACCAGCUGACCAAGACCACAGACCCGUGGCUACAUAAGGAGGAGCAGGAGGACUGGAGCCCAGACAGGUUGAUACCCAACGAGAGGCCUGGUCCGGGCCAAAAUGAAGGCGCUUGGAACGUGGACCCUGUGCUUGUGGCAGAAAUCAAGAAGGUUGUCAGCAAGCAGUCGCUUGCCCAAAGACGCAGCUGCUUUGUCGGCUUUGACGACGACCUCUCCGAUGCUCUGGCGAUUGCCUCCCGCGCCACGGCUGGCGCUGCCCAGGCGAGCCUGGCAUUGCAGGUCUUCCUCCUGUACCAGCGUAGCCUUCGCGAGGCCACCCGUGGCAAUUAUGCGGGCCUUGUAGCCGCUAUUGUCGUCCUGAGCAUCGCAUUCCUGGUUGGCUUCACCUUCAGAAACCUGGACAUGGGCAUUGCCGGAGUCCAGAACCGAUUUGGCUCCAUUUUCUUCACGCAGCUCUUCUUCAGCUUCUUUGGGUUGCAGGCCUGCACUUUGUGGUAUGUUGACCGGGAUCGACUUGAUCGUGAGAGAGCCUCGAAGCUGUACAAUGUGCUGUCGUACUUCCUUGCGAAAGGAUCGGCGUACCUGUGGUGGUACUGCCUUCUUGUGCCUGCCAUGUAUGCUGGCAUCGUGUACUAUCUCAUCGGCUUUCAGGGCAGCAUCUCAAAGAUCGUGACCUUCUACUUGUGCACGGCUGGCACCACCGCUGCUGCAAGCGGAGUGAGUCUGCUGUGCCUCUCGCUCACGAGCUCAUUCGCCAAUGGCAUCUCGCUGGCCGCAAUUUUUCUGACAGUGCUGCAGAUGUAUGCAGGCUUCCUCCAGCGGCGGGAUGCGAUUCCCUGGACUUUCAGGUGGCUGAACGACGUGUCGCCUUUUGCGCACGCGUUUGCUGCGAUGAUCUCCAGCGAGUUCGUGGGCCUGGAGACGACUGUUGAAGCCACGGGUCAUGCAGCUGUGACGGUGGAGGGGAGUAUCUGGCCACAGCAGUUCAACGUGGACCCCACACAAUUGGAGCACAACCUCCAGAUGUUGGGCUUUGUCGCGGGCAGCAUCUGGGUGCUGGCCUUCAUUCCGCUGUGGCUUCGAUGGUACCGUGUAAAGACAUACCACCGCUGCUUCCGGCCGAUUAUGCGAGAGUCGGGCCCCAGCGAUGCCUUGGAACCCCCAUCGUGGGUGAGCACCCGGCAGCAGGGCUCGGCUGCUUUGGUUUGGCAGGAUCUCCAUGCCACUCUUCCCAAUGGAGCCGGGCUUUACGAAGGGAUGAGCGGGCUCGUGCGCACUGGCAGGCCGUUAGCUGUGCUCGGACCCUCCGGUUGUGGCAAAACGACACUCUUGUCCUGUCUUGCUGGGGAGGUCACGAGCACAAAGUGGACUGGGUCGAUUUAUCUCAACAGUCAGAAGAUCGCCAAACGAAAGCUUCGAAGAACUGUCGGGUAUGUGCGACAGGACGAUGCCCUCCAUCCAGAACUGACAGUCCGGGAGGUGAUCUCUUUCGCAGUCGCUCUCCGAAUGCCAAAAGCCAGUCGGAGAACGAGGCAUGAGCGUGUCACUUGGACGCUUAGCCGCCUGGGGUUGGAGGCGGUGGCCAACUCGAAAGUCGGUGGCCACAAGUUCCGUGGCAUCUCGGGCGGCGAGAGGCGGCGCACGGCCGUUGGGGUCGAGCUGGCUGUCGCGCGGGGCGUUCUCGCGCUAGAUGAGCCCACAAGCGGGUUGGACAGCAGCACAGCACUGGCAUUGGGAAGUUUGCUGGCCGAACUGGCGUCGGAAGGCUGCAUCCUGCUUGCCUCCAUGCACCAGCCUUCGCCCGAACUGCUGGCCCACUUCAGCUUCACCCUGGUCCUGGGCUCCCACGGCAGGGUGGCCUACUUCGGGCCCUCCGACCAGCUGCCAACGUACGUCUCACCAUUGCGCAAGCUGAAUCCCGGGGUGAGCAGUGCAUCGGACCUGCUCCUGGAUGUCAUCUCUGGUCCUCAUCAAGACCAGGCAUUCGACGGGUUCCGCCAGACAAAGCACGCCUCUGACCUACACGACGACAUUCAGUCAGUGCUCGUGAUGGCCUCGGAGAGCGACAUGGAGGUCAAGUCUGCAGCAAUGCCUCCUGUUUGGGUGCAACUGAAGCAGCUGCUGCUACGUGAACUUCAGAUUAGCAGGAGCCUAGCUGCAUACACCUACUUUGAGGCAACCAUUGCUGGCGCAUUGCUUGGUGCGACCUAUUUCCAGAUGUCCUUGCGCCUGGCCGGUGUCAUAAGUCGACUGGGCCUCAUCUUUGCCGCGCACUGCACCUUGGGAAUGCAGGCUCUGCAGGGCCUCCUGGCUUGGCGCGAUGGCUACACAAGCUACAGACGGGAACGUGCGGCAGGAUACUACUACACGGGCAGCUAUGUCAUAGCGAAAGUCAUCGUUGAUGCCAUCCUCCUGCGAGUGGGGCCUCCUGCUCUCAUGUGUUUCAUCGUCUAUCUCUUGGCCAGUAUGCAUCCAGGGAGGGAGGCCGUUUGCUGUUUGGGUUUUUGCCUUGCCUCCUUCGUCGCAUCGACUUUCUGCCUCGCAUUGGGAGCUAUAGCUCCAAGGUCGGGAGUGGUAUUGCCCUUGGCAGUGCUGCUAAUCCUGCUCUUCUUGUUGUUUGGUGGACCCUUGCUUGCCUCUGGCGAAGAUGUCCUUCGCAACAUCUCGAUUUUCAGGGCAUCGUUCAAUAUGGUGGCUGCCAACGAGCUCCGAGGGCUCGAUUUCGUGUUUGACCCCGAGGGUGUGGAGACCACGCUGGGCAGCAGGACGGGGGAGGCGUGGAUGAUCGACCUGGGUAUCCAGGACAACCCGGUCGGUGAGGAAGUGGGCUGGCUCCUGGGUUGGUCCUUCUUUUACAUUCUGAUGGCCUGGGUGAUACUGGCGGCGCGAUCGGUCAAUUGUUCCGAUUGUGCCCUUCCACGCUGUGGGCGAAGCAUCAUUCACGCCGAGCAGCCGCAGCAAAAGGAGCUAGGACGUCGUCGUAGCACUGCAAGUGAAUGA
Symbiodinium natans is the source of this 7317-nucleotide messenger RNA. Lineage: Eukaryota; Dinophyceae; Suessiales; Symbiodiniaceae. The record is from the annotation of a GenBank genome assembly.